AUGAUCUACUGUGGUGGCAAGCUGAGCAUCACGGACAUAACUCGAUUUGGUGGUUUUCUCGGUGCCUUGCAGUGGCCUGCGGGCCAGGGUGUCCCAGCCCUCAGUGCUACGAUGAGCCUUCUGGCUGCAGAUGUUACUAAGGCGACGGUGGCGCUAGCUCAGGAAGUGAACAAGGCCCUUCGCUUUGCCAAGUCCAAUGUGGACAUGAAGCUGACGUUUGGGAAGACGGCAGCCUCCUGGGAAGAGAGUGCAUGCUUUGCUGCCUUUAGCGAUGCAGCCUUUGGCACAAGGAGUGAUCACUCAUCGCAAAGGGGGUACAUCGUGAUCCUGACGCAUGUGGACAUUCUUAUGGGGAAGACGCAACCGUAUGCGGUCGUAAUCAUCCUCCUCAUCAACCUCGCGAUUUUCGGCCUCUACUACCUCGUCAUGUGGACUAUGUCAUGGAACAAUCGCUACGUCCUCUACCUCGACGACAUGCUCCAGAUGAACGCAGACCACGGUCAUGGACCAGAGGGAGGAGAUCAGACAAUUGUACAACAUGGUGCAUCAGAGAGACAAUGA
This is a messenger RNA of Symbiodinium sp. CCMP2456, 561 nucleotides long. Lineage: Eukaryota; Dinophyceae; Suessiales; Symbiodiniaceae. The record is from the annotation of a GenBank genome assembly.